CCAUUUCCUUAGAAUCACGAAGGAUCGUUCACGCAAAGAUCGCUGAAAUUUCCUUUCCCCCCAUUUUCGCUGACUUAGGGUUCUUAGAGAGACUUGGAUCGGAACUUUCUGUGUCUGAAUCCGAAGCCAAACAUGUCAAGGCAGGUCGCGAGGCUUCUCGGAUCUCUGUCGUCCAAGGUCCGACGCUCAGGGAACCAGGAGGUGUUCCCAUCGUGCCGUUCGUUGACUCAGUCCCGAUCCUUCACUGCGGCGCCGCCGCCUCCUCCGGCGGUUUUCGUCGACAAAAACACCCGCGUCAUCUGUCAGGGUAUCACUGGGAAGAACGGAACCUUCCACACCGAACAAGCCAUUGAGUACGGCACCAAAAUGGUUGCCGGAGUGACUCCAAAGAAGGGUGGGACGGAACACUUGGGUCUCCCUGUUUUUAACUCGGUUGCUGAAGCUAAGGCCGAGACAAAGGCUAAUGCUUCAGUGAUUUAUGUUCCUGCGCCUUUUGCUGCUGCUGCUAUCAUGGAGGCUGUGGAAGCUGAAUUAGAUCUUGUUGUGUGCAUUACUGAAGGAAUUCCUCAACAUGACAUGGUUCGUGUAAAGGCUGCUCUUGCCAAGCAAUCAAAAACUAGGUUGAUUGGUCCCAACUGCCCUGGGAUUAUCAAGCCUGGUGAAUGCAAGAUUGGGAUUAUGCCGGGAUACAUUCACAAACCCGGGAGGAUUGGGAUUGUUUCGCGAUCCGGAACCUUGACAUAUGAAGCUGUUUUCCAAACAACAGCAGUGGGUCUGGGCCAAUCUACUUGUGUGGGAAUUGGUGGAGAUCCAUUUAACGGGACAAAUUUUGUCAACUGCUUGGAGAAAUUCUUUGUGGAUCCACAAACAGAAGGUAUCAUUCUUAUUGGAGAAAUAGGGGGUACUGCAGAAGAAGAAGCUGCUGCAUUGAUAAAGGAAAGUGGAACUGAGAAGCCUGUAGUUGCUUUUAUUGCUGGACUUACUGCACCACCAGGGCGCCGAAUGGGUCAUGCUGGAGCCAUUGUAUCCGGCGGUAAGGGCACAGCUCAAGACAAGAUAAAGAGCCUGAAAGAUGCCGGAGUCACGGUGGUUGAAUCUCCGGCCAAGAUCGGAUCAGCAAUGCACGACAUCUUCCAAGAACGAGGCCUUCUCGAGUCCAGUGAGAAUCCCAGAGAUUGAUUCAUUAGCUCGGAUUUGACAGAGUCCCAACAUUUUGCCAAAGGAGAAACUCUCCAUCUUUUGCCGUGGCUUUGCAAAUGCUCUGUCUGUUUUGUUUGAAGUGAUUGAACAAAAAAAAAACAUAACAGCACGGGAGAGAAUUCUUUUUCUGCUUCCUCA
Molecule: messenger RNA, 1338 nt
Organism: Tarenaya hassleriana
Lineage: Eukaryota; Viridiplantae; Streptophyta; Magnoliopsida; Brassicales; Cleomaceae
Product: succinate--CoA ligase [ADP-forming] subunit alpha-1, mitochondrial
Exons: 7
Coding region: 133-1179 (348 amino acids)
Biological process (GO): tricarboxylic acid cycle
Cellular component (GO): mitochondrion; succinate-CoA ligase complex (ADP-forming)
Molecular function (GO): succinate-CoA ligase (ADP-forming) activity; succinate-CoA ligase (GDP-forming) activity
Source: RefSeq, a predicted model, not a curated record